GGGAAUAGGCAUUGGAGAGCGAGGGGCGGGUAGAAAUGCCGGACGAGGCGGUGAAGGCGUCUCUGACGCUGGGUGAAACAGAAACCCACACGGUCCUUCCUCCGCUCGUAUCUUCUCCUGCAAACUCUUGCAGAACGCAGAGAAAGGCGCGAGGAAGAGGCUCCACAGAUGCGCGGCGACUGCGCGCGCCAGGGAGAGAGCCAGCUUCGGAGGGAGGCGCGCAGCGCGCAUCCACACGAACACGCGUCUGCAGCAGCAGGAGGAGGAGGUACACGCGGAGAUCUUGACGGAAGGGUAAACGCACGAGGCACAUGGGAGGGGGGCGCGUGGGGUUUCUUCUUCACCAUGUCCCUCUGCUCCCGGGACAAGCUGGACUGGAACCAUCUCGCUCGAAAGGAAAGCGGAGUGACACCGCUUAGGCAAGAUUCGGGAGCGGAGGGAGGUAGAGCUGUAAACGGGCAGCCGGCAGCCGCGCCCCCUCCCCGCAUCGGGACACCUGCGCCUUGGCUUUUUCUUUAGUGGGGCGUGAGCGUUUCUGCCUCUCCCCUCCUCCAUCCCAUGAAGAUGAACGUAUGUUGAAGUCCAGCUCCCAUCAGCCCCAGCCAAAAUGGAAAAUGUUCAUGGAUUAUCGGACCUGUGGUUCACUGACAUCUGGAGGGAUGUCCAAGAGGCAACUGGAACAUUUCCUCUUUAGAGUGCUCUAGAUGGCACCCGAGACAAGACAAGAAGAACCAUGUACAAUGGAGCCAAGCUGCUGAGUCUCCUGCCAAAAGAUGAACAACAGUCUUUCAAGGUUUAUCCCUGUACACACCAGCAUCAAACCAUAGAGCUUCUACCGAGGAAGGAGGCAAUUGGCAUUGUUUCAGUUUGGGCUUUGAGACACAGAGUUGGCGUUCAUCUCCGGCACAGAGGCCUUCUGCUCCUUUGAAUGGUCAUGUUGGAUUUUCCUUGGCUCACCAGGACAGCUCCAUCCCUUGCCCAGCGCCCAUCAUGGCACUUUUGCUGGACAGAGUCCGCGACUUCUCUCCUGGCCUCAACAUAUCUCCUGGUCUUCUUAAUCCAUGGAUACUAAACCACUCUCAAAGGGAUUGUGAGCUAGAACCAGGCUGUGGUGAGCACACGCUGGCUGCUGGCAGCAGCUUCCCGGGGCCAGCUGUCCGCUUUGUGCUGCCCGCCAUUUAUGCCCUUAUUUGUGCUUCCGGUGUUCUGGCCAAUGGGAUGGUGAUUUCGGUCAUUCUGGGCUGCAAGCAGAAGGUAGUUUCUGACAUCUACAUUUUGAACCUGGCGGUAGCUGACUUACUCUUCUUGCUUGGUAUGCCGUUUGUCAUCCACCAACUUCUGCAGGAGCAAGGCUGGGUUUUUGGAGACUUUCUCUGUUGGGCUGCAACCACCAUCGACCUCAACAACCAGUUCAGUAGCGUGGGCAUUGUCACUCUGCUGUGUGUAGACAGGUACGUGGCAGUUGUGUACUCGUCCACCAUCGGCCAGAAACGGACCCUGCGGUGCACAACUCUGAUCAACGCUGGUGUGUGGGCUGGGAGCUUGAUUCUGGCCACACCUGCGAUGCUCUAUGCCCGGGUGCACUGGGACAACAAGACGGAGAUCUGCCUCCUUGACUUACCAGGUCCCCACAGUGUAUAUUGGUAUACCCUGUACCAGUCAUUGCUGGCUUUCCUGCUUCCCUUGCUGGUGAUCACUGUACUGUAUUCACUGACUCUGCAGCACCUCUUCCGUGCCAUGCGCCGGGUGCAUAGGAAGCCAUCUGCCCGCAGCCGGAAGGUGACCCGCAUGGCCCUCACAAUCAUAGCUGCCUUUUUUGUCUGCUGGACUCCGUACCACGUGCUGCAGUUGGUCAACCUCAAUGCCACGCCCUCUGCCACCUUUUUCUACCUGUACCAGGCUACUAUUUGCCUCAGCUACGCCCACAGCUGUGUCAGCCCCAUCCUUGUCAUUUUCUGCACCGAGUUCUUCCGCGAGAGGAUGGCCCAGUCCAGGUAUUGCAGAUUGUUUACCAAGUGGAGGGCAAUACGAGAAAGCCAUUCCUUAUCUAUACCAGAAAUGACAGCUACGAUGUACAGUCCAGAAGCAAGCCAUGCUGCGUCUCCAUGCAUCGCCUGCCCUCCAUUUGCAACAGAGAUGCCUUUGUGCUCUGUAACCGAGACCACCAGAUUCAAUAUAGUUGUCAAUGGACAUGAGGAACCUAGUGGAUUUUGAGGACCCGCUUUAAUUUGGUUUAGAUCUCAGCUUGAAACUGGCACACCCUGAAGUUCUGGAAGAGUAUUAAGGUGGUGAUGAGGGAGAGAUACAGACUGGAAGACUCCUGGUUCUGGAGGGCUGUUGUAAGACCAUGGCAGCAAGCGGAAAAACUGUUAGUGACGACUAAUAAGACAAGGGACAUUGAGCGAAUUAAAUGAAACAAUAAUUCACUUUGUCUGGAAGUCAAUGCGCCUGUUCUGUUUCAGUCUACAAGAACAAAUUAAUUGUCCUGUAAAUAUCAUUUGUUGUAAUAUCCGUCCUCUAAUCUAUUGACUGCUCUUGCCAAGGUGUUCCCUUGAACAAAAGAGAAAUCUAUCAAGUUGAUGGAACUUCUAUACGAUGGACACAUUAGACCAGAGCACUUAAAAGUGCUUAUUUAUCUAUCUUACUUGUUAGUUGGCCAUGUUCAACCAACCUGAUCCUAAAAUCAAG
Messenger RNA from Podarcis muralis (Common wall lizard), 2688 nucleotides. Its product is annotated as melanin-concentrating hormone receptor 1-like. Gene Ontology annotation, molecular function: neuropeptide binding; G protein-coupled receptor activity. Gene Ontology annotation, cellular component: plasma membrane; neuron projection. Gene Ontology annotation, biological process: neuropeptide signaling pathway. The record is from RefSeq and is a predicted model, not a curated record. Lineage: Eukaryota; Metazoa; Chordata; Lepidosauria; Squamata; Lacertidae.